ACCGGCCAGGAUGUCGCAGAGAAUUGGUAGAACCGGUAUCAGCGUUGCUAGGGUAUGGCACCACGUUGAUGUUGCCAAGGACGAUAGAACUUUAGGGCGUCUUGCGUCGAGCAUUGCGAUCACUCUGGUUGGAAAGCACAAGCCAACCUUCGACAAGACAUUGGACCAAGGUGACUACGUUGUUGUCACGAACUGCGCUCAGCUGAAGAUCACAGGAAACAAGUUUGAGGAUAAGGAGUACUGGAGACACUCGACCAAGCCGGGCUCGCUGGUGCUGACCCCUAUGAAGAAGAUGGCACAAGAUAAAGGGUUUGGGGAGUUGUUGAAGAAGGCCGUUAGUGGAAUGCUUCCAAAGAACUCUUAUAGAAAGACAAGAUUGGCCAGACUCAAGGUGUUUGAUGGAUCAGAGAACCCAUACAAGCAGAACAUAGUGGCAUAUGCUGAUGAACAACCGUUGGUUGUGCAGAAGCUUAAGGAGUUGGAGUCGCAAAAGUAG
This is a messenger RNA of Williopsis jadinii, 496 nucleotides long. It is a transcript of the gene MRPL23, whose product is annotated as mitochondrial 54S ribosomal protein uL13m. Bases 11 to 496 code for a protein of 161 amino acids. Gene Ontology annotation, cellular component: mitochondrial large ribosomal subunit; ribosome. Gene Ontology annotation, biological process: negative regulation of translation; translation. The record is from RefSeq and is a predicted model, not a curated record. Gene Ontology annotation, molecular function: mRNA binding; structural constituent of ribosome. Lineage: Eukaryota; Fungi; Ascomycota; Saccharomycetes; Phaffomycetales; Wickerhamomycetaceae. The transcript has a single exon.